Cephus cinctus (wheat stem sawfly) is the source of this 1248-nucleotide messenger RNA. It is a transcript of the gene GMF, whose product is annotated as glia maturation factor beta. Lineage: Eukaryota; Metazoa; Arthropoda; Insecta; Hymenoptera; Cephidae. Gene Ontology annotation, biological process: actin filament debranching; negative regulation of Arp2/3 complex-mediated actin nucleation. Gene Ontology annotation, molecular function: Arp2/3 complex binding; actin binding. Bases 294 to 713 code for a protein of 139 amino acids. The record is from RefSeq and is a predicted model, not a curated record. The transcript has 4 exons. Gene Ontology annotation, cellular component: actin cortical patch.
CAGAAACUUUAUUUUAUUCAAAAUUACUUUGUCGUAGUCAACUGUUUGUGUUAAAAAUUCGUAUAUUUUAACAAGAAUAUUUCUAUUCUGUGAUCCAACAGUGGUGUUUAACAAGCAUUUGAUAUCAUUGGAAAGUUUUAUCAGCGCCGAACUUCAGAGCGUUCUGCUAGCCGAGACCUUUACUCAUCGUUGACAAUACCUAUACAUUUGUCAUUCCUGUUCAUUGCUUGACAGACACUCAUCUCUCUACUGACCACCGGACAUUCAUUAACGUAUCCUCAUUACGGUCCAAUAUGACAUCUGUGAAAAUUUGUGAUAUUGGUGAUGAUGUUAAGGAUGCGUUAAAGGCUUUUCGUUUUCGCAAGAGUCAAAAGAAUGCAGCAUUGAUACUCAAGGUCAAUAAAGAAAAACAGAGAAUUUGCAUUGAUGAACAGAUAGAGGACAUUGAAAUUGAUCAACUGCAAGACUGCAUACCAGCGCAUCAACCACGGUAUAUUGUGUACAGCUACCGAAUGAAACAUCAAGAUGGUAGAAUAUCGUACCCAAUGUGUUUCAUUUUCUACACACCCAGAGAUAUUCAGAUGGAAUUACAAGUGCUAUAUGCUAGUAUGAAAUUAAUACUGCAGAAGGAAGCUGAGCUUACAAGGGUUUAUGAGGUCCGUGAGCUGGAAGAGCUUACAGAAGAUUGGCUUAAAGAAAAUCUCAGCAGGUAGAAAGUAACUUGAGUUAUAUGGCGGACCUAAUUUGUCAUCUUUCUAUGCAUUUUUAUGAUUUAUGUACAAAAUGUAAGGUGGGCUUUUUUGAACAGUAUGGGGAAUUUAUAAACGUAAUAUUCAUGAUUGUGGGAACCAUCGAUUAUAUCUACGAUCAGUAUUGUAUAAGAUAACCAUAGGAGUCGUUUUGAACAAAGUUUACACUGCAAGUAUUAAGAAUAAUGCAUUAUAAUCAUGCUUCAAAACAUCCAACAAUUUCCAAAUUAUAAUAUUGGAUCAAGUUCUUUAAUUUUCAUAUGUCCUUAAGGGCUAUUUAAAGUACCAGCUAGCUAACUUUUUUAUACAAGUUUUACAAAAAAGAUUACAAAAUCCGUCAACACAAAGAAAAUAGUUAUCGUAAUAGAUAUAUUUAUUCAAUUUAUAUAUUGUCAUUUACAACUAUCCAAAGAACUAGUCAACAUAGUGGGAGACAAUACAACAUUUCAAUCAUGUUUGAAGUACACCACUGGGAGGAAGAAUAAAAAAGUGAUUGAUA